AGUCUAUAAUUCCUAAGCCAAACAUUGAGAAAGUGCAUGAGAAUAAUGAGUACUCAAAAUGAUGCUCUUCUUGUACUAGUUGUGAUGACCAUGUUCCUCAAACCUCACGAAGCAUGCACACUAUUAGUUCCUCGUGGCGACUAUCAAAGCUCUGGGCAAAGGAAGCCGUUGACCACCCCACCGCCCCCGGUUCCAGACGCCGCCGCUAAGUCGCCGGGUCAUCACGGCGGCGUAAGCUUUGGUGCUACGAUGGCAAAUAAUAAACGUCGUUUAUUAUUGUCACCAAACUUGUGGAAAAAGAAUGCGGCGGUCAACCCUACGACGUCAAACUCAGCGCCGGUCGAGUAUGAUUAUCUUUUGCGUCCAUCUCUGCAAUGGAAGAUGCCAACUCCUCCGGGCCGCGAUAAAGAGGGUAACGGGCAUUGACGUACGUGGGUAAUUACUUACUGCUACGGCCGGCCGGAAUGGGCGGCUUUUGGAUAAGGUCUACUACUAAAUUACAUGCAUAGUGUCCUCGAUCAUGUUUCCUUGAAUUAGAGAAAGAAAUCAAAUACGUAGUACUUCCCGUCAACCCCUCUCUCUCUCUAUGUAUAUACUCCCUCCGUUCCUAAAUAAACUUCCAACUUUCCUUUUUCGUCCGUUCCAAUUAAAAUUUCCACUUUCCCUUUUUAGUAAAGAAUUUGUGGUUCACAACAUUUCUUACACAUUUCUCUCUCCUCUGCACAACUCUCCACCACACAUUACUCACUAUCUUAAACUCUGUGCCAAACUUAUUUGGAAGUUUUAAUAGGAAGGGAGGUAGUAUAUCAACGGUGAAAAAUCAGCUACUCCCUUCAAGUUUACUUAGUCAUCUUUGAUUUUUCUGAUCAAAGAUGAUAGUAUUUUUAAUAAUUUUAUACUUUUAUGAUAGUAUUUUUAACAAAGAAAAUUUUCAUAUCAUUUUCAUUUUAUUAAUACUUUCUGUAUAUAAACAUAUAAUUGGUCAAAGUUAGACUCCAUUGACUUGAAAAGUCAAGAUUGGCUAAGUAAAAUGGGACGGAGGAAGUAUAUUUUACGGGAGUGCCUCAUAUUAUUCCAUGUUUUUACGUGUAUUUUACUUUAUAUAUAUACUCCGUAUUACGUAGUUAAUCAUCCAAUUUAAUUUAAUUAAAAAAAUCUAUUUUAUGCUCAUUAUGGAUUACAAUAUUUUUUAGGGCUUUGCUAUGGUGCAUUUGAAAUUUAGGGUGUACCCAUACAUUUAACCAAUGAGAAAUAGACACAUUAGACAUUGUUAGCUCUCCAAUUUCACUUGUCAUUUUUUGAUUGGAAGUGAUCUACACCUUCAUAGAUGUUCCAUAGAAAUGCCCUAUUUUUUAUUGACAAAACUACAUAACUUUCAGAAGUGAAAUUUGUAUUUUAUGAUAAUAUCUAAAAAACCUAUUUAGCAGUACUGAAAUUGAUUGAAUUGAUUGAUUCUAUUGAAAUAGGUGAUAUUAUGACUGAAUCAAAUGAAUUGGCUGAAUUUAUUUAUGAAAAAAAGUACAUUUAAAAUUUGAAUUAUUUAUAAAAUAAAGAAAAUAUAUAUGUGAAAAUUACCUAAAAUAGUCAUCAUCAAUAAAUGUAGCGAACUCGGCAAGAAAAGCAACUCAAUGCAACACGUGAAAUUAAUACAAAACUAUGUAACUUAAGAAAAAACUGGAUGACAAAACGAGCCAUAACGAUGCAUUUAUAAUAUUUUUGGAAUCCUUUAUUCUAGAUGGUGUCGGACGACCACAAAUUAAUCUGUACACCCGGUGGUAUGGUGUUCACCGUACAAUCGGGCUUUUUUGUAAUUAAAGCUACGGUGCAACUCAUCGACGAAGACGACAAAAGACAUCGAUGAAGACUACGAAGGAUGACAGGUCGGAAGUCGGACGUACGUGGGAUGCCGACUGCCAAGCAGCCAAAUGCCCAAGUCUCCUACUCGCGAAGCGGCCCAAGCCACCACAGAUACCGAUUGACGGAUGCAGUGACGACAGUGACGCUUGGCCGCCUGCCUCACGUUUAUGUCCUUCUUAGUGUUUCUGUCCUUUGUAGUGAAGCUAUGAUUCUGAUUUUUCGUAGUCCAUUUGCCCCCUGCUUAUUUCUCACAUGCUACUUCCUGCUACAUAUAUCCGCCAUAUUAUAGAUAUGAGUUUAAUGUUUAAUUCAAAUGAGUAUAAUGCCUAGAAGGAACGAACAUACACAAAUAAAUAUUGAGUACAUUAGAAAUGAGUUUUAUGUUAAAGUCGAGAGAGAAUUCCCUAAAUAGGAGUAAAAAAGUUUUGAAAUUCCAAAAUAGGAAUAUCAUGUUUUUUAUUCCUUGAAUAGGAGUAAAUUUCUGCUAAGUUUGGCAUUACUAGGCUUUAAACAUGGCAUUUUUUUUCAAAC
Messenger RNA from Cuscuta europaea, 2388 nucleotides. Lineage: Eukaryota; Viridiplantae; Streptophyta; Magnoliopsida; Solanales; Convolvulaceae. The record is from the annotation of a GenBank genome assembly.